This is a messenger RNA of Vespula vulgaris, 2347 nucleotides long. RefSeq lists its product as uncharacterized. The record is from RefSeq and is a predicted model, not a curated record. Lineage: Eukaryota; Metazoa; Arthropoda; Insecta; Hymenoptera; Vespidae. The transcript has 5 exons. The coding region runs from base 643 to 1854 and encodes 403 amino acids.
UUUAUAGAGAAAUAUAACUAUUAUAGAUAAGAAAAAAAAGAAUAAUUUUGUUAUUUUUUAUGUAUGUUUUUUGAAAGAAAAGAUCUUCAUUUUUAAUGGCUUCUGAAACAUAAGAAACGAAUAAAAUGAAUAAAAACGCAGAGAAAUAGAGAGUGAGAAAGAGAGAGAGAGAAAAAGAUAAAGAGAGAGGAAGAGAGGAAGAGAGAGAGUUUUGUAAGUUAUGUGCGUUGUCGAGAUAACAAGGAAAUUGGUGGGUGAUCGUUCGCGAUUAGAAAUUAUUCAUUUAUGUCAAUUCUGCUUCACAAAAUCGUCAUUUUUUAAAAAUCGUUAACGGUGUUCAGAAGCACGUGUUCCUUGAUUUGUUACCGAUUAAUCAAUCAAUUGACAAGAUGUCGAAGGAAAACUUUUUGUUGAAUCGCUCAUCUGAAAGAAUAGUAUUAUUAUGAGGAAGAGAGAGAGAGAGAGAGAGAGAGAAAGAGAGCAAAAGAACAUAAUCAAGAUGGGAGAAGUUAGUUAAUUCUCCGCGAUAUUUGUACUUAUCUUUGACGCUACGCUAAGCAUCUUAAUACGUUAUUACGCCAGCUCUUUCUACUAAGAAAAUAGUUUGCUAUCGGCUUAGAUCUAGUACAGUUACAACCAAAAAUGGAGGAGAGGUCUAUGUCAGAUAUCAUAAAGAAGAUGCAGCCUUUGUUAAAGAAGUUUGAAGGUGAUGAUGAACUCGUUAUUAAUGAAGCUAAAGAUGAAGCGGGUUCCAAUCUAGGUGACAACUAUACCUCCGUUAUGAUCAGAACUGUAGUCGUCGGCAAAUAUGGAAACGGAAGUCCUUACAAAAAAAAUUUUAUGACUAAAAUUCUUCCUCAUUUUCGUCCUGUUGCCGAAUUCAUCAAUACCGCGGAUUUUUUCAUUAUCGAAGGAUACAUGUAUGAAAAGAUCCUUCCUGUCGUCGGUGAUUAUGGUCCGCGUUGCGUUUACGUCGACCAGAAGGAAAUUAUUAUGGAAGAUUUGCGAGAGAAAGGAUACAUUAACUGCAAAAGACAAAAUUAUCUUGAUUUGGAACAUACCUUGUUCACCAUUCAGACACUGGCGAAGUGGCAUGCGAAGUCUCUAUCGAUAAAAUUGAAGGAUUGUGAAAACUUUGAAAAAUUGGCAAGUCCAUUGAAGGAAAACAUUUUCCCGGUAGAUUUGAAUGUUGCCGUUGGUAAGACCCUUGAAAACGGUCUGAUUAGUGCAACCGAUCAUUUGGAAUCAAUAAAACUUCAAACGGCAGAGUUAGAAAAGGCGAUAGAGUAUGUAAAAUCUCUCAAAAAUAAUUGCUACGAUGUAAUAGCAAAAUUGCUUUCCUUACCGAAAGAUAGGUAUUUCACUAUUUGUCAUGGGGAUGCAUGGAUAAACAAUAUCCUUUACAAGUACGAUAAGAACGGUAAACUGCUUGAUAUAAAAUUCGUUGAUUUUCAAUUAUCUCGGCAUACAUCUGUCGCCCUUGACUUUCAUUAUUUCGUGUACUCAAGCGUAAGAUCUUGCAUAAUUGAAGAUAAAUAUGAUAAUUUGAUCGAGCUUUAUCACUGUACGUUUGUGGAAAAGCUUAAAGAGUAUGGCGUUUCCGAGGGAGAUCUUAAGAAUUUGACCAUAGAAUGGUUCAAGUUGGAAUUAAAGAAGUUUUGCUUGUACGGAUUGAUCACUUCAUUUUGGUUGAUUCAUAUAGUACUCGCUAAUGAAAGCAAUGUUGUAGAUAUGGAUAAAAUGACUGUCAAGAAUAUAGAAGACAUGGAAUUUUUUAAUAAGGCAAUAGAUGCAACGAAAGCCGAGAGAUUUAAAUUGAUAACUUUACAUUAUCUUCGAACGUAUGUGCAAUAGAUGGAAUUUUUCGAUUUUGUUAAUUAAAUUUUAUUUGAAAAGAUGAAAUAAGAAUAAUGUAAUGAAAUAGCAUGCGUUAAGAGAAAAAUUAUUUUUGUUAUUCUACGAUAUUAUAAACAUUAACAGCAAAAAUGUCAGUUAUUGAUCGGCAUUACACAAUUAUUGAAAGUUAUUCUUCAGUUAUUGAAUAAUGGAAAAAAACAAUUUUACAGUAUAAUAAGAUUUAAUUAAACAUAUUGUAAAUACAAGAAAGAAAAAAUCAAAAUAACAAAACAAUUCAAUUAACUUUUUACAUUAAUAAAUAUCUAUCAAAUAUAUGCCAUAUUGCGAAUAUAUUAACGUGUUUUUCUUGGAGCAUGCAUGUAUUUUUAUAUUAUAGCUUCAUCUUUUUAUAUUAUAAAUAUAACCUUUACAUCAUAAAUAUUAAAUUGUUUGUAAAAAUUGAGAUUGUAAUGCAAGAAGUUAAACAAAAUAAAAAAAAAGAUAAAAUUAA